Messenger RNA from Mobula hypostoma (lesser devil ray), 8066 nucleotides. RefSeq names its product ankyrin repeat and FYVE domain containing 1 (gene ankfy1). Gene Ontology annotation, molecular function: protein binding; metal ion binding. The transcript has 25 exons. The coding region runs from base 7 to 3507 and encodes 1166 amino acids. The record is from RefSeq and is a predicted model, not a curated record. Lineage: Eukaryota; Metazoa; Chordata; Chondrichthyes; Myliobatiformes; Myliobatidae.
UCGGACAUGGCGGACGAGGAGGUGGCCAAGCUACAGAAACAUCUGGCGCUCCUCCGUCAGGAGUACGUGAAGCUACAGCAGAAGCUGGCAGAGACGGAGAAAAGAUGUGCCUUACUUGCAGCCACAUCCAAUGCUGGAAAUUCCACUGACUCCUUUAUUUCCAGAUUACUUGCUAUUGUCUCAGAGCUUUAUCAGCAAGAACAGUACAGUGACCUGAAAGUGAAGGUUGGGGAAAAACACCUCCAUGCUCACAAGUUUGUGAUGGCAGCACGCAGUGAUGCCUGGAGCCUUGCAAAUCUUGCUUCUACCCACGAGCUAGAUCUAUCAGAUGCUGAUCCAAAGGUGGCCAUGUCGAUGCUCCGAUGGGUUUACACAGAUGAUCUGGAUCUGAAAGAAGAUGAUGUGUUCCUCAUUGACCUGAUGAAAUUGGCCAAUCGAUUUCAGCUGUUUCCACUCCGGGAAAGGUGUGAAAAGGGAGUAAUGUCGAUGGUUAACGUUAGGAACUGCAUCCGGUUCUAUCAGACUGCAGAGGAGCUGAAUGCUGUUGCAUUACUGAACUACUGUUCUGAAAUCAUAGCCAGCCAUUGGGAUGACCUGCAGAAGGAUGAUUUCAGCAGCAUGACUGCUCCUUUAUUAUACAAAAUGAUUAAAUCAAAAACAGAAUACCCUUUGCAUAAAGCUAUCAAAGUGGAAAGAGAAGAUGUUGUAUUUCUCCACCUUAUUGCAAUGGAUUCUCAGUUGCCUGGUAAACUAAAUGAACUUGAUGAUAACGGAGAACUGGCCUUGGAUCUGGCUCUAUCUCGACGGCUAGAGAGUAUUGCAACAACGCUGGUUAAUAACAAAGCAGAUGUUGAUAUGGUGGAUAAGAAUGGCUGGAGUUUACUUCACAAAGCUAUCCAAAGAGGUGAUGAAUUCUCUGCUAGCUUCUUGAUUCGGAAUGGCUCUUGUAUAAAUGCAGCUACGUAUGGUGAGCAGGAGACAUCACUUCACCUUGUGGCCUCAUAUAGUCACAAAAGCCACUCGUCAGAAGCAAUGACAGGAAUGGCACAUAUUGCACAAGCACUUUUAGAAGCAGCUGCCAAUCCUAAUAUGCAGGAUAGCAAAGGACGGACACCUUUGCACACGUCUAUAUUGGCAGGAAAUGAGCAUGUCUUCACACUGUUACUGCAGUCUAAACGAUGUGACUUGGAGCUGAAGGACCAUGAAGGAAAUACUGCGCUGUGGCUAGCACUUCAGGAUAUAACAGUGGAUUCUGAUCAGUCAGUGAAUCCUUUUGAUGAUGUUCAGGUUGUGAAUGGCACAUCGUUUGAUGAGAACAGUUUGGCUGCAAAACUUAUUAAAUGGGGCAGUAAUCCAGAUGCUCCAGAUGCAAAAGGAAAUUGUCUGACGCAAAGGGCAUCGGAGGUUGGAAAUGAAGCUGCUGCACUUUUCCUAGUUGCUCAUGGAGCCAAAGUUAAUCACGCCAAUCAGUGGGGUGAAGCACCACUUCACACGGCCUGCCGAUAUGGCUUGGCAAACCUCACCGUGGAACUGUUACAACAUGGAGCAAAUCCCAAUGUCCAAACAAAACGACCACUUCCCACUGGUACCAGUCUGUCUCAAGAUACUGCUGAUGGCCUUCACCUGCAGACUCCGCUUCACAUGGCAAUAGCAAACAAUCAUCCGGAUGUCGUGUCUGUGAUACUGGAGCAGAAAGCAAAUGCACUUCAUGCAGCCAGUAAUCUGCUGAUUAUUCCUGACUUCAGUCUCAAAGAUUCCAGAGAUCAGACUGUCCUAGGACUAGCUUUGUGGACAGGCAUGCAUACAAUUGCUGCACAGCUGCUAGGUUCAGGGGCAGCCAUUAAUGACUCCAUGUCUGACGGUCAGACUCUACUACACAUGGCAAUUCAGAGGCAAGACAGCAAAAGUGCCCUCUUUCUUCUUGAGCAUCAAGCUGAUAUAAAUAUUCGAACUAAGGACAGUGAAACAGCUCUUCAGUUAGCCAUCAAAAAUCAGCUUCCGCUUGUGGUUGAUGCUCUUUGUACCCGUGGUGCAGAUAUGGCAGUGCCAGACGAGAAGGGCAAUUCACCUCUGUGGCUGGCCCUGGAGAGUGGACUUGAGGACAUCGCUUCCACCUUGGUGAGACAUGGCUGUGAUCCAACGUGUUGGGGUACUGGUCCUGGUGGAUGCCUACAGACUUUGUUACACCGAGCCAUUGAUGAAAAUAACGAGAUUUCUGGUUGUUUCCUCAUCCGCAGUGGAUGUGAUGGUAACAGUCCUAGACGACCAGGGCCAAAUGGUGAGGGGGAUGAGGAAGCCCGAGAUGGUCAAACACCAUUGCACAUGGCAGCAAGCUGGGGCCUUGAAGAAGUGGUACAGUGCCUUUUGGAGUUCGGUGCCAAUGUGAAUACUCAGGAUGCGGAGGGAAGAACUCCAAUUCACGUUGCCAUUAGCAACCAGCACAGUGUUAUAAUUCAGCUUCUGAUAUCACACCCUGCCAUCCGGUUAAACAUUCGGGAUCGCCAGGGUAUGACGCCCUUUGCCUGUGCAAUGACCUACAAGAACAACAAGGCUGCAGAGUCGAUCCUCAAACGAGAGCCAGGAGCGGCUGAACAGAUUGACAAUAAGGGGAGGAACUUCCUUCAUAUUGCUGUGCAAAACUCUGACAUUGAGAGUGUACUAUUCCUGAUUAGUGUGCAGGCUAAUGUGAAUUCACGAGUCCAGGACUCAUCCAAGCUUACACCAUUACAUCUGGCUGUCCAAGCAGGAUCUGAGAUCAUAGUCCGGAAUCUGCUCCUUGCAGGGGCCAAAGUGAAUGAGUUGACAAAGCACCGUCAGACAGCCCUCCACCUUGCGGCUCAGCAGGACCUACCAACUAUCUGCUCUGUGCUGCUGGAGAACGGUGUGGAGUUUCCUGCUGUUGAUGAGAAUGGGAACAAUGCCCUUCAUCUGGCAGUUAUGCAUGGUCGCCUCAGCGUGGUGCGUGUUCUCCUAACGGAGUGCAGUGUCGAUGCUGAAGUUUUCAAUCUGAGGGGACAGUCACCUAUGCACGUAUUGGGACAUUAUGGGAAAGAGAAUGCAGCAACUAUCUUUGAACUCUUCUUGGAAUGUAUGCCUGAUUACCCACUGGAUAAGCCAGAUGCUGAGGGGAACACAGUCUUGCUUUUGGCCUACAUGAAGGGAAAUGCCAAUCUAUGUCGAGCCAUUGUGCGAGCUGGAGCCCGUCUUGGUGUCACCAAUAACCAGGGAGUCAACAUCUUUAAUUACCAGGUGGCCACAAAGCAGCUGCUCUUUCGGCUUCUAGACAUGCUGUCCAAGGAGCCUCCAUGGUGUGAUGGUUCCAACUGCUUCGAGUGCAUUUCCAAAUUUGGAGUGACCAUGCGCAAACACCACUGCCGCCACUGUGGACGAUUGCUAUGUCACAAGUGUUCAAUGAAGGAAAUUCCGAUCAUCAAGUUUGAUUUGAACAAGCCAGUGAGGGUGUGUGACAUCUGCUUCGACGUCCUGACACUGGGUGGAGUCUCUUAGUACUUGAUAGUGGCUCUGCUCUUCCGUUUUGUGUUUUACCAGCACUACACAAUGCCUUUCCAGCAACUGGAAGCUCCAAUUGGACUAGCACCUUUAAAGAGAAGUCUAAACACUUGAAGAUUGAAUUAUAUUACUGGGUUUGAAAUUACGUUGUUUGAUUGUAACAAUGGAUUUGGUAUUACUGAAUGAACAGAUACUUAGCCAGGUGAAUCGUGCAGAGUUGACUGCAGGUGCUUCUGGCUGGGGUUAGUAUGACCCUAUUCUUACAGGGUUGUAUGGUAGAAAUAUUCAGGACCUGGUGUUGUUUCAAGUGAACACCCUUCAGUUCUGUUAAACCGUAUUUUUAAAAAUCUUCCUCAUUAAUCAGUUGUAAUGCUGUUCUUCCUUCUCCUGCUCUGUUCAGAAUGUAUUCUUAAAAGCCCAUGUGAAGUUAAACGUGGAGCAGUAUAGACCAACUCAACCCCUAUUGACUGUCCACUUCUCCACAUGGACUGUAUAUGGUAACUACUUUAAUAUUUAUUUCUGUUAAUCCUGUACACAGAUGACAGCAAUUGACUUGCUGAUCUAGAUCUGUGGGAAGAAAUUGGUAACACUAAUUUAUUGUACCAGUUGAAUGGCUAUCCAUUUAAAAAAGGGAAAUGGCGCAUAUUUGAACCAAAUGUAUAGCCAUCUAUGUGGUAGAAUAUGGUCUCUUUUAAACUGGAACAACAUAGAAUAGCAUUUUAAAUCUGCUUAGUACAGUAUCAAACUAGUACAUUAUCAGACUAACCUUUGUGAAGCUAAUUCUGCGUAUCAUUGGAACUGAACAGAAUUUUCAUAAAUAUCCCAGUUUUAGUUCAAUAGGUCCUUUUGAUUAGGUUCCCAUUAUAUGGAAAAGUACAGACUGUAUGUGGCUUAUUCUACUGUCAUAACAUCCCGUAAUUAAUGUGCUCCUACUGGAAUUCUGGGGAUUGUUUGCUAUGAAAGAUUUGUAUCCUGCUACUGCUGGCUGCACACAAAGAACUGAAUAGCGUCAUCUCGGAAGCUUUAGUCGCAAAAGACUCAAGGAAGUCAUUUGGUAUGUGUGAAUAAUAUUUGGACAUCCCCAAAGGAGAGGAUGUUACACCUUGAUAACCAUUCUACCAUAAAGCCACUAGUUCAAGGAUUGCUGCAUAAUGUGCAGUGAAAAUUGUGUAAAACAUUUUAACAUGCUGUACUUUGUGCAGUUUGUGCUAUGCUAUAUAAUGCUCUAAAGUGUUUUGGCAAAGUUUCCUGCUUCAUUGCAUUGUACCUAACCCAUUUGAAUAUGAAGCCUGAUGCUCUGGGGCUGAAUAGUUAAUACCCACAUUGAUAUCCCAUGUAUAAUGUUUACUAUUAUUUGCUCUGCUCAGAUUGACAGGUUGAAGGGUAAAUUAGUCCUUUUGGAAAGUUGUAUUUGUUUUUUGGUUGAAGUCAACAACUCGUACUGAAUAACAUUCCAUCUGUAAUAUGAUGUUGGUGCAUUUGUAAUGCAGCUUGUGUGCUUUGUGAAGCUGCUUAUAUAAUUAAACUAUCAGAAUCUUUUGACUAACAGCAAUUGCUUUGAACUAAUGUGGUAGUGUUGAAUUCCCUUUGAAAUAAAGUUUAAUAAUGGGGUAGAUUCAGGACACUAUUUACUUGACUUGAAUAUUUUUCCUUCAUUGGCUAAACAAACUGUACUACCAGCUUAUUUUACUAAAUUACCCAGCAUUAUAUUCGUGUUGAGGCUUGCCAGAGACAAAUGCCAAGCUCACUUGAUUCAUGCGGAGUCAUGAUACAACAGGUCCAUUUUAGUAUAUUCUAAGAGCAUUUGAUUUGAAGUAACUUUUAUCCAAAUAGUCACAGUGCUUUGAUGCAGAUGCUGGCCUGUGAAACUGCAUCUAAUAAAAGUGAAUGGUGUAGCAAAAAUCACAAGAUCUCUCAUUUCAUCCGACCAACAUACAGAAUUUCAAGACUGAUUUAAUGCCUCUAAAAUGUAUUCUGCUGUCUAUUGAUGUGGCUUUCAUUUAGAUUGAUGAACAGAAACAGUUGAUUUUUGCAUCAUCGUUUGAAAGGGUAAUCAGUUAGCUUGUGGACAUUAGCAUAAUCAACAUCCUCAGUUACUGUUUGCUGUUAGCAGACAGAUGAAGUUUGUAGCCAGUCCAGAGGGUGGUAUCUUGGUCUGAAUGACUGCCCAUUAGGUCAGCAAUUGCUUAUGGAGCUCAAAUUGCAGCAAAAGCACCAACAUCUUAUUCCUUCUACUCCCUGCUGUUGCCAGUGCCUUUUGUCCUUGGUCUCCUGUGUAAUGACUAGUGUCAAGCCACUGAGGACAGCGUCUUGCUAAAUAUCAACGUCACAUGUUCACCAAAUGUUCUCCAGUGAGCAGUGCUCUACAAACAAAUUCACAAAUAUUAAAUUUACUUCAAAGAACAAAUCAAUACUGUAUAUAGAGAUCUGUUUGAAUAGCAGUGCCCAUGAGUUAGGAAUUUGGCUUUUUCUUCAUUUUUCAGUAUUAGAAGAUACCUGUUUUGCACUUACAUUUAAACUUGUCGCACAAUUGUCCUAUAAUAGUGUGUUUAUGUAUGUUUACAGUGUAUAGAUGAGUAAGUCUGUGCAGCAACAUUGAUCCAGUAUGUUGCUGCCAGUGGUGCUUGAGGAUAUGGUAAUCAAUAUAACCGUCUUUGGGAACAGAAGCCUGCCUCUAAUUCUAAAUAAAGUCUGUAAUUCUCAGUUAUAGCAUCAAAGGUGGUCGCGGACCAGCAUCAAAAUAGAUGUGGCUUGAGCCAUAGAUCAGUGUUACUUUAAUGAGUAAACCUGUGAAAUGUCAGAACAGCUAUACAUGUCUGUGUGCAUUGGAAACCACAACAAUCAUGUCUUUCUUAUAUAUUUAGACAGUACAUUUAAUAACUUGUAUAUGAUUACCUAUGUUAUAUGGAAAAAAAUACAGAUUUUGCAGAAUUGCAGUUAUUUCCUGUUCAUUUGAACAGUAGACUUUACACAAUGCUUGCAUUUGGCUGGGUGUCAAUCUGUGCCAGCAUUCAUUGGAGCUGGGAUCAAUAAUUAACCUUAGCUGUGAUUGUGUGAUGGUUAGUACAAUCUCUCCUGAAGGAAUGGAGUAAAAAUGGGUGCACAUGUGGCAACAGACUACACACUUGUCUGGAAAGAUCUUGCUGCACCAUAUACCACAAAAUCUAGGCUGUUAUUCAUUAGUUCUAUGUUGUUCCAGAGAAAAAGGCACCCAAGUGGUUUUCAAAUAAGCAGGAAAAUGGGGAUUUAAAGGACCAAUUUUUUAAAAUGCUAGUUCUAUUUAAUGUAAUGGAAAGAUACUCAGAUCAAGCUUUACUGAAAUUCAGCUUGAAGUUAAAUAUGUUAGUAUAGUAGCAACUCUGAACUCAAACCUCCGCUGCCUUGCAGCUGUACCCCAAAAGAAAAAUCGAGAGCUGGAGUCCUUAAGGCAGUCCUACAUUGAGUCCUGUGCUGCUGGUACCAAACUGCCGUUCCUUUGGUUUCAUCAGAUAUGUAGAGAAGGGGAGUUUGCGCUCCAUCUUGUACUGCCCAAGCUUGCGUAGCUACUCCGCUUGGAGGCAAUAUCCAUGGUCUACUCUGACCGACUGAGGCCCUCACUUCAUAGUAGCAAGCCUCUAAAUUUGAGUAUGGUUCAGUGCUAAUGUUUGAAGUACUCAAAAUGCCAGCUUCAGCAUAAGCCUGGUCUAUCAGCACAGGUCACAGAAGCAUAUAACAACCCCCAGAACAUUAGAUGUGAAAUCUGAUGCCUUGACCAGAGAUUAUUCUGCAGAGUGAAUUACGUCUAACCAUUAGCGAACAUUGUUUGCAAGACUUGUGCAGAGGGACUGUUCUGUUCCAUCAUUAAUGCUGACAAGCUUCUGAAUUGCUUUGAGAUCAUGAAAUAUGCUAUACAAAUGCGAGCUCAAGCACGAGUAAAUUUGUAAAUGGUAUUUGACAAGGAUGCAUUCGCAGUCUUCCAUCAGUGAUUAUUGCAGGAGGUGUUUGAGACCAGAAAUGCUGUGCUGAGCGUGCAUGAGUUGUUCCAUUCAAUACACACUAUUCAAUAACUUAUUAAUAAACCAAAGGCAAGCCCUGCAGAUGCUGGAGAUCCAAAAUAAAAAUAAAACUGGAAAUCAGACUAGCUGAGUAUUUCCAACACUGAUCAGAUUAUUACCUGUGUACCAUUCCCCCAACCCAUUAACUGGUCAAAUGAUAAUCUACUAGGUUAAGGGAGCACACAUCACAUAAUAAAGCAAUUUUUACAUUUGCUGUACUUCUGCAAAGGAACCCACAACUAACAGACAUGAAACUAUUACAUGGCUAUUCACCUGCAAUUGCAGAUGAUAAUCACUGCUAUGAUUGUCCAGCUGGAACCUGAAAGGAGAAAAGCACAAUUCAUAGGGUGUUAACUUUGCCCUGAAUAUGGCAUCCACACAUCUUGAAAAUGAAGGGGAGGUUAGGAGGAAUUAAUACUGUAAGUUUUUAACAUGCCCAAAUUUUAACUGUACAAUUCAGCUCGAUCUUGCUCUUGAAUCAGUUUUCUAUUAAACUUUUUUUAAGUUGCUACAAAACUAGCA